Peniophora sp. CBMAI 1063 is the source of this 690-nucleotide messenger RNA. The record is from the annotation of a GenBank genome assembly. Lineage: Eukaryota; Fungi; Basidiomycota; Agaricomycetes; Russulales; Peniophoraceae.
AUGUCGCACUUCGCCAUCAUCUGCCAGCAGCGCAAUGCUGAGCUCCCUAUAUCGCGUUUGCCUCCGGAGAUUCUAUGCUCUGUCUUCCACAUACUACAAGAACUGGAGCCGAUCUUCCCGUCCGACCUGUCUUUCUACCCUACUAUUCUUACGGGUGGACUGUCGGGGUGUCUCGCUUGGAUGAAAAUCCUGCACGUCAUGCACUCCUGGAGGACUACCGCACUGGGGGACGCCACGCUUUGGACGGCAGUCUCAUCGUCUCUCAGUCGCGAGGCUUUCGAGGAGACAAUGCGUAGGCGCCGCGACUCCGACGCGCCUUUACAUGUAGACCUGAGCACGUCUCUCGAAGGCGCCCGAUGGGGGAACGUCACGCCCCGUGAUUACAUCGUUCAUCGGACGGGGCUAGAGUCCAUCACCUCACUACAAGUCAUCGGGCGCUCCCUUCCUUUGCUGCAGCCACGCGUGCAGAUGGCAAAGCUGCAAUCGCUCAGCGUACAUCUCACCAGUGACGGCCCUGCUACACUCCCGCGUGAGCUUCCCCUCAUCGAAGCACCCGCCCUGCGACGACUUUACAUACACAAUGUGAUUCCAUGCGAGCACUCCGGCACUUCUACCCGUCCUUUGGACGUUGCGCCUCUCAACAACCUCACCCACCUCACUCUAUCCAUGCAUCCAGACAAACUCGACUGA